Messenger RNA from Drosophila rhopaloa, 5680 nucleotides. It is a transcript of the gene Fur1, whose product is annotated as furin-like protease 1, isoforms 1/1-X/2. Gene Ontology annotation, molecular function: serine-type endopeptidase activity. The record is from RefSeq and is a predicted model, not a curated record. Gene Ontology annotation, biological process: peptide hormone processing. The coding region runs from base 836 to 5254 and encodes 1472 amino acids. NCBI's taxonomy places the organism in Eukaryota, Metazoa, Arthropoda, Insecta, Diptera, Drosophilidae. Gene Ontology annotation, cellular component: Golgi membrane; trans-Golgi network. The transcript has 14 exons.
CAUAAAAACACAUUCACGAAUACGCAGAGUCUAUAUAGUUGUGUGCAUCGUAUAUAGUAGCAUGAUUCCAAAUCGGACGGUUGGUUAAGGUGGCGCGCGCCUUCUUCGUGGUUUUAUCGUGAUUGUCGACCAAAUCAUAUGUUUUGCGUGUGGAGGCGGUCGAGGAAAAUAAGCAAGGAGAGAGAUUAAAACCAAAACAGCAACUAAACGGGCGCAGUUUUACAGUGGAAAAAUCGAAAAAAGCAACCACACAGCACAGUGAUUGAUGCGAAUUAAUAAAAUUAAAAUAUGGUUAGCCAUUCGAAUUCUGUGGAAUAAAAUUGUGAAAAAAACAGAAAACAAAAUAGUUAUCGCUCUCUCUCCUUCUCCAUCGUUCUCUCUGCUCUCCGUGUGUUUAUGUCUCAGCUGUGCAAGUGUAUGAGUGACGUGCGUGUUUGUGAUUUUAUGUUGUUGUUUUGCCUGCUUUCGCUUGAAAUUCAAAAACAACAACAAAGGCAACAGAAACAGGCAACAAAAAUUGAAAAUUUUCAUUUAAUCUAAAAUUGCAGGCGCCCAUUUUCCAGUUAUCAGGUAAACAGAAUUUAAAUAAAAAACCAGAACGAUGCAUAUAAUUGGGAUGACAGACAAAUCCUGUGUUUUUUAACUAUAUUUAAAAGUUCUGAAGUCGGUCUGAAGUGCUAUCCUAGACUUUCCUUUUCUGCCACCGCCUGGCAUCAUCAAACAUCCAAUUUAUCGAAAUAGUUUUUAUAUUUGCAUCGCAGCCACACGUUGGGGCCCUCACAGCCAGAAUUUCGAGGAACGCGAACGACAGCCAUUGGAAAAAUCCUCACGCACAAUGAAAAACGACGUCGUGCGAUGGAGCAGGCAGCCAACUAGCAACGUCAACAGCAGCAGUAGCAACAGCAGAAGCGGCAACAGCAACAGCAAUAGCCACAAACACAGAAGCAAAAGGAACCAAUUUAAUGCUCGACAAUUAGGGCCACAUGCUGGCAGAAGUUGUGAGCGAAAAGCCGCCACAGAGCAUGAAGAACAACAAACAAUCAUUGAAUGUGAUAUAGGAAAUUUCAAUUUCGAUUGCAAUUUAUUCAAAACUAGUUUUUUAACGCAAUGCAACACGAAACAUAGUGGCAACAGCAAAAGAUUAACCAGCCGCAGCAGACACUUGGCGAAAACGAAAGCUGUGUUGCUGUUAGCUCUGCAAUUUAGUGCCGUAGUUUUUAUAUGUAAUUUAAAUGUCGGUUUCGUGGCCGGAAGUGUGGCAACGGCAUCAGCUGGUGGUGCAUCACCGGCAGCACCAUCCCCAGCGCCUUCAUCUCCGCCCGCAGCACCACCGCCGUCAUCACUCAAGGUGGAUCCAAAUGGCCAGUCGCCAGUGUUGCCGCCAUAUGUCCUCGACUAUGAGACGGGCGGCAGGGCCAAGUUGACGCCCAACAGUGGCAAGUACGGCCAAUCGGGCAGCUCCGGGAGCAACAAUCAAAUCACCGGACACUAUACACACACCUGGGCGGUGCACAUACCGAACGGCGAUAAUGGCAUGGCCGAUGCAGUCGCCAAGGAUCACGGUUUCGUCAAUUUGGGCAAGAUCUUUGAGGAUCACUACCACUUCGCACAUCACAAGGUAUCGAAGCGGUCGCUCUCUCCCGCCUCGCAUCACCAAACUCGCCUCCAUGACGACCAUCGCGUCCUCUGGGCGAAGCAGCAGCGGGCCAAGUCGCGAUCCAAGCGGGACUUCAUCCGCCUGCGUCCUUCUAGGACCUCCUCGCGGGCCAUGUCGAUGGUGGACGCAAUGCCCUUCACCGACUCCAAGUGGUCGCAGAUGUGGUAUCUAAACCGCGGUUCAGGCCUGGACAUGAAUGUGAUACCCGCCUGGAAGGAGGGGAUCACCGGCAAGGGCGUGGUGGUGACCAUCCUGGACGACGGCCUGGAAUCAGAUCACCCCGAUAUAGAGGAUAAUUAUGACCCCAAGGCCUCGUACGAUGUGAACAGCCACGACGACGAUCCGAUGCCGCACUACGACAUGACCGACUCGAAUCGCCAUGGAACGCGCUGUGCCGGCGAGGUGGCAGCCACCGCGAACAACUCCUUUUGUGCGGUGGGCAUCGCCUAUGGAGCCAGUGUGGGCGGAGUGAGGAUGUUGGACGGUGAUGUCACGGAUGCAGUGGAGGCCCGAUCGCUGUCGCUGAACCCGCAGCACAUCGAUAUAUACAGUGCCUCGUGGGGACCGGAUGACGAUGGCAAGACCGUGGACGGACCCGGGGAGCUGGCUUCGCGCGCCUUCAUAGAGGGGACAACAAAGGGACGUGGCGGCAAGGGCAGCAUCUUCAUCUGGGCAUCGGGCAAUGGCGGGCGGGAGCAGGAUAACUGCAACUGCGACGGCUACACGAACUCCAUCUGGACGCUGUCCAUCUCCAGUGCCACGGAGAAUGGCAACGUGCCCUGGUACUCGGAGAAGUGCAGCUCCACGCUGGCCACCACCUACAGCAGCGGCGGGCAGGGCGAGAAGCAGGUGGUCACCACGGACCUGCACCACUCGUGCACUGUCUCCCACACGGGCACCUCGGCGUCGGCCCCGCUCGCCGCUGGUAUCGCCGCCCUGGUGCUGCAGUCCAACCAGAAUCUCACCUGGCGCGACCUGCAGCACAUUGUGGUGCGCACCGCCAAGCCGGCGAACCUCGCUGACCCCAGCUGGUCACGCAACGGGGUGGGGCGGCGGGUGAGCCACUCCUUUGGCUACGGAUUGAUGGACGCCGCCGAGAUGGUGAGGGUGGCCCGCACAUGGAAGGCGGUGCCGGAGCAACAGCGAUGCGAGAUUAACGCCCCCCAUGUCGAUAAGGUCAUUCCGCCUCGCACCCACAUCACCCUGCAGCUGACGGUGGCGCACUGUCGGUCGGUCAAUUAUCUGGAGCACGUCCAGGCCAAGAUCACGUUGACUUCGCAAAGGCGCGGCGACAUCCAGAUCUUCUUGAGGUCACCCGCCAACACCAGUGUCACACUCCUAACACCCAGGAUACACGACAACUCGCGCUCCGGUUUCAACCAGUGGCCCUUCAUGUCCGUGCACACCUGGGGAGAAUCGCCACAAGGAAAUUGGCAAUUGGAGAUCCACAACGAGGGUCGCUAUAUGGGCCAUGCUCUGCUCAGGGAAUGGUCGCUGAUCUUUUACGGCACCACUCAGAGCAUCGACCCCAACGAUCCGAUCUCGGUGCCCAGGCCGAGUGGCUCGGAGGCCACCACCCCAAAUAGCAGCAGCACCACCAGCAAUCUGCAUCAGGCCUACUCCCCGCAAUAUCCCCGCAUUCCACCCAAUAACUUUGGCAGCUCGCCUUCUGGCGGGUCAAAGUUGCCUUUGGGCAAAGUGCCUGCUCCCAAUAAAUCCAGUUAUGUGACCAACAAUCCGCUGCUGAAUCCUGCACCUCCCAAACAGGGUUACCAACAGAUAUCGGCCACCUACGGGGUGAUAUUGGGGAAAGCCAAUGGGAAGUCUAGCAAUAGCAGUAAGGAGAAAACCAAUAACAAGGGAAACAAGGCUAAUAAUGGUAAUAAGGGUAAAUCCGGCGGAUCGGGUGGUAAUCGCAAGGAGCACACCACCCAGAGCACAAUCGUCCAAACAACCACCAGUAAAAAUAAGUACUACCGCAUUUCCCAGCAACAGCAGCAAAAGAACAACAAACAUGACAGGAAUGGAGUGCAAACACAAAGACCCAAAGCCAAUUCCGGGGAGAAAUCCUACGAUGAUAAAAACCGUAAAGUAGUGGGUGAAAUCACGACAACCAGCGGCGGCUUCGGCGGAUCGAUCAAAGCAGCCAAGCAGGUGAAGGAGAGCACCACCUCAUCCUCGAAUUCCCGGAUACCCAAGCUCUUCGAACGAUACGAGAAGAUACAGGCCAUUUUCCCGGAACUGGAACCCUAUGAGAGUAGUUCACCCAAGGGAAAGGUUAAGCCGGCCAAGCAGGGCAAACAAUUCGAGGUGGAUCUGUUUAGACCCACUACCGGCGGAAAUAGUCGGCAGGGAAAUACGAAGAAGUCACCCUCGGUGCCACCACCUUCGCAAACGAUGGCCACCCUUUCCAUUUUGCCCAUACUGCCCGCCGGUGGCAGUAGUUUCCUGCCCGAUCAGAAGAUCCUGAAGAAACAGCAACUCCUGAUGGCCGCCGCCGGAGUCAUGGCUCCCGCCCAGGUGGAGGUGGAAAUGGAGGAGAUUCAGGCGACACCCGAUUACGGGGAAGCAAGGGACCAGCGGAAGGAGGACAACGGUCCAAAUGCACAAAUCACACAAUGGGACAUGAUAUUCUACGGCACGGAAACCCCCGCUCAACCCGAGGACCUGGCCAAUCCCAGCCAGCCGAAUCCGUUCAAUCUGUACGGAAACGACAUGGCCCACAAUGACCUCGAGUACGAUUCCACCGGCCAGUGGAGGAAUAUGCAGCAGGUGGGCGAUGUGGGCAUGACCCGAGAUCACAGGAACACCGCCGCGUGCCUUAAGUGGAGCGAUCGCAAGUGCUUAGAGUGCAAUGAUUCCUCUUAUAUGUUUGAGGACCAGUGCUAUGAUGUCUGCCCGGUGCACACAUAUCCACUUGAUAAAUUGGAAUCGGAUGAGGAAGAACUGGACGACGAUGUGAGCAGGGGUCCUCUCAAUCCCUACAGCAGGCCCACCACCAAUCAUCCCUCGUCCAUGUCCAAUAGUUUGGACGGCAAGCAGGAUCCUCUGCAGGCGGAGGAUCGUCGUCGUCGUCGUAGAAGUUAUUCCGCUGGCGCCCCGCUCACCCAACUGGUGGAAACGCCCACUCGGAUCUGUGCCGAUUGCGACCGGAGCUGCCUGGCCUGUCAUGGACCUCUGGCCUCCCAGUGCAGCACCUGUUCCCCGGGCAGCCAGCUCCGGAAGAUCCAGAACGAUACCUUCUGUUAUGCGUAUGUGGUUCGCAGCACGGGAAUGGCUUCUGUGGAGGACAUUUCCCAGGUGGGUGAGCGAAGUACCCUGCACUACUUUACGGCCACUACGGUGCUCCUUCUGGUCGCGGUGAUCAUCACCCUAAUGGGCGCGGUAAUUGCUGCCGGCAUAGUCUACCAUCGCAGGGCAACGGCGCGAUCCAACGAAAUUUACUCCCGAGUAUCUCUGAUGACCGGCGACGAAAGUGACUCUGAUAACGAGGACGAACUAUUCAGGGCCCAUUUUCUGGGGAAAAAGAGGGAUGUCAUCGAAUAUCGCGAUGAAGCGCCCAGCGAAGAGAAAGAGAUCAGCCAUUGGGUACACUAGAUAAUCAAAUUAAAUUAUUAGUUUCGUCAUGCAUUUAGCCACCCUCAUAACCACCAGAAAUAUUAUAUAAAUCUUCAGCCGAGGACAAUCACAUUUUCGGUUUAUAUUAUUUUAUAUUCGACGGCAUUACAGCUCCUUGACUUAAAGCCAAAAUAGUUUAAGUCUUAAAAAAUAAACUAAAGAGAAAAUCAAAACUAAAUAUAUGAAUAUUUAUGCAUUAAUAAAACUAUUAGAAUUUAAUCACUGACCGCUUACUCAUUAAAAUCCGGAAAAAUACCAAAUUGUGUAUGCAUGACGUAUAAGCAACAACAAUUAUAUUGUUAUUUAGAAACAACUGUUUACAACUUGUUGAGAAAGGUAGCACUUAAAGAAAUCUUCAAAAUGUUUAGAAAGAUAAGAAAAGUGAUAAAUGGAAUUGUAAGAUUA